Molecule: messenger RNA, 2299 nt
Organism: Thermothelomyces thermophilus ATCC 42464
Lineage: Eukaryota; Fungi; Ascomycota; Sordariomycetes; Sordariales; Chaetomiaceae
Exons: 2
Coding region: 278-2149 (623 amino acids)
Source: RefSeq, a predicted model, not a curated record
GUACCCCAGACCUUGGCUCCGCAUCGAAUCACGGACCCAUUCGUGUCAUUGUCAUCCACCAUCACCUUCCCUUCCGGCCAGCCUGUCGCCAUCCCGCUGCUGCAUCGCGCACCUGACCGCCCACCAAUUCUGUCCCGAGACCACGCCAACCACAACCACCCCCCCCCCCCGGUCCAUCCGCCAGCAACCCCUGGCCCUCCACCCGAUGGCGGUCUCAAAGCCAAGCCCACAGGCAGGUCGUCUGCAACCUGUUCUGUGCACGGCAGACUACAAAGCCAUGGCGGCCGACGAGCCAUCCCGGCCUUCGACCCCGGACCGAGUUUCUCGCUCUUCCUUCUCGUCCAUCCGUGAACACGACAACACGCUCCCCCAAACAUUCUCCCAGUCCAAGAUCUCGUCCUACUUCGGAGUCGAUAGCGACGAGGCCAUCGACGACACACCGCCCCCUCCUUCGUCCGCCAACCCGAGCUCCUCUAGCACGUCGGCCCGGGGCAUCAACAUGAUCCAGGCCCGGUUCCAGCCUCCCAUCACUCAGCCCAACAGCAAGCUCCUCGGCUACUGGACCCCGGCCGAAACCUUCCAAGGAUGGAAGGCCAUCCAGGUCAAGGGAAAGCUCGCCAGCAAGAGCUUUGGUGAUCUUCAGGUCUUGAACCAGGUCUUUAGCAGUCAUAACCCAACUCGCCCGACUAAGCGCGGCCAGAACAGACCCGGCGAAGCCCCGAUCGAGCGGUUGCCGACAGAGAUAUUGACCGCCAUCAUCAACCUCCUUGCUCUUGACGUGCCUCCCAAUGGCGUCACAAGGCGCAAUAUCGACUUGAUGUCGCUCCUGCUGACGUCCAGGACGUUGCACGUCGCGACCCUUAGCACCCUGUACAGCAAAAUCACGAUACCCCACUCUCGAAUUUUUCAGAAGUUUCUAGCCCACAUCUCUGCCCACCCGAACCUGGGCACCAUCGUGCGGCGGCUAGACUUCUGCCACUUCAACCCUAAUCAGCUCUUCCUGACGGCUGCGGAGCGCUCAAAGGCACGCAACCUGACGUCGGAGACGCUGCUCCAGUGCCUGGAGCUGACCCCGUAUCUCCAAGAGUUCCUCGCGCAGGAGUACAUCGACGGAGACCUGGAUCCGGCCGUGUUACAGAAGCUCUUCCUGGGCCUCCCCCAGCUAGUGGCCCUCGACUUUUGCGGCUGCACGUCGAACUCGUUCAAGGAGUCGUUUGUGUCGAUCCUCUCGCCCAACUGGCCCAAGGAGCUGACGGUGCGCCGGCUGUCGCUGCACAAGUGCUUGACGCUGCCGUCGUCCGUGUUCGAGACCAUCCUGCCCCGGCUGGCCCGGCUUACGCACCUCGACGUCGCCGGCACCCGUGUCACUGACGCGGCGCUGGCCUCCAUCCCGCCAACCGCCACCCUGACGCAUCUGAAUCUCACCAAGUGCACGUUGCUGUCGGCCCGGAACGUGAUCGACUUCCUGGCGAACCACCCGGCCGCGAAGGGGCUGCAAUUCUUGAGUCUGGCGACGGAUGCCCGAAGCCAUCAGACCUUUGACGCCGACCACAUCACCGAGCUCCUCCCGCUCCUUCCCAGGACGCUCAGGUCGCUCAACCUGAAGGGCAGCAAGAUGACGGCGUCGCACAUUGACCUGCUGCGGCCGUUGACUAAGCACCUGGAGGAACUCGCCUUGGGCCGGUCCUUGACGCUACGUGAUGUCAACCGACUUCUCGUACCUGACGAGGACGGCGAUGACGUGGCGAUGCAGGUUGACUGGGUGCCGCACACGCUCCGGUACAUUGACCUUUCGGACCUCUGGGGCCAGGAGCUGGAUAUGGUGUACCUCUUCGGCACCUCCUGCGCCAUCCUCAAGUCGUAUUCUGAGCCGCUAGAGGUCGUCGAGCUCGCCGAGGACGUCUGCCGGCGCGUUAGCAAGUCGACGACCGCCCUGCAGCGCAUCGGCUGGCACCUGUCCGAGUGCGGCAGCCGCGGCUGGCUGGUGAGGCAGCCCAGCAAGAGCCACGGCUCGGGUCCUGCUACGCGAGACGACGGCCGCCGCAGUUGGAAGAUGGGUGCCGAGUCGUGGGGAAUGAGGAAGAUACCCGUUGCUCAUGCCGAGGUCGGAGGCAUGUAUGGCAGUUUCAUGUUUUCGCGAAAGCUCUGAAGCGCUGUUUCGAUCUGGUUGUGUUAUUCACGGCGUCGUUAUUCUCUCAUCCUGUCAGCUGCAUCUGCUCUUCGUCAUUGAUCCGGGCUUUUUUUUAAAUACCAUGGCAAGCGAACCGAGCGGCGUUUCUUUCUUCCUUUGGCGUUUUGU